GAGUGCGGCGCCCGCCGCUGCGGGUGUGCCCGCAGAGGAGCCCGAGCCACAACCCGCGGGGCUCGUCCUGGCUGUGCAGCCUUUCCAUUCCUAGCCGUGGGCCCCUCCCUGUCUCGCUUCUUGACAAGCCAGCAGGCAGCAAGGGGCGGCACCGCUCUGAGGUCCCGAGGACGUCACUGACGCGCGGUCGAGCCUCCAGCCCGCCCCACCGCUCGCCUUGCCUUCUUCUCUCCUUAGCCGGUGACGCCGCCGCGGCCCCCGGCAACCAGCACUCGCACGCACUCCCGCGCGCGCCACCUCGCCACCUCCUCCCGCACCCGGGGCCGAAGAUGGCGGCUCUCAAACUCCUGUCCUCCGGGCUUCGGCUCUGCGCCUCCGCCCGCAGCUCGCGGGGCGCCCUGCAUAAGGGCUGUGUCUGCUACUUCUCGGUCAGCACGCGUCACCACACCAAAUUUUACACAGAUCCCGUGGAAGCUGUGAAAGAUAUUCCUAAUGGCGCAACCUUGCUGGUUGGUGGUUUUGGGCUGUGUGGUAUUCCAGAGAAUCUUAUAGGAGCUUUACUGAAGACCGGAGUGAAAGAUCUAACUGCAGUCAGCAACAAUGCAGGGGUUGACAACUUCGGCCUGGGCCUUUUACUUCGAUCCAAGCAGAUAAAACGCAUGAUCUCCUCAUAUGUGGGAGAAAAUGCAGAAUUUGAGCGACAGUUCCUAUCCGGUGAAUUAGAAGUAGAGCUGACACCUCAGGGCACACUUGCGGAGAGGAUCCGUGCCGGUGGGGCUGGAGUCCCUGCCUUCUACACCAGCACAGGAUAUGGGACUCUGGUACAAGAAGGAGGAUCACCCAUCAAAUAUAACAAAGAUGGCAGUGUUGCCAUUGCCAGCAAGCCCCGAGAGGUGAGGGAGUUUAACGGUCAGCACUUCAUUUUGGAGGAAGCCAUCACGGGAGAUUUUGCUCUGGUGAAAGCGUGGAAAGCAGACCGGGCAGGCAAUGUGAUUUUCAGGAAAAGUGCAAGAAACUUCAAUCUGCCAAUGUGCAAAGCUGCAGGAACCACAGUGGUGGAGGUUGAAGAAAUUGUAGACAUUGGCUCGUUUGCCCCCGAAGAUAUCCACAUUCCAAAGAUAUAUGUGCACCGCCUUAUAAAGGGAGAGAAAUAUGAGAAGAGAAUUGAGCGUUUAUCACUGCGAAAGGAAGGAGAUGGAAAAGCCAAAUCUGGUAAGGCCGGAGAAGAUGUGAGGGAGCGAAUCAUCAAGAGAGCCGCCCUGGAGUUUGAGGACGGCAUGUAUGCUAACUUGGGUAUAGGGAUCCCUCUUCUGGCCAGCAACUUCAUCAGUCCCAACAUGACCGUUCAUCUCCAAAGUGAAAAUGGAGUCUUGGGCUUGGGCCCAUACCCACUGAAAGAUGAAGCCGAUGCCGAUCUCAUCAAUGCAGGAAAGGAAACAGUUACUGUUCUCCCAGGAGCCUCUUUCUUCUCCAGCGAUGAGUCAUUCGCCAUGAUUAGAGGGGGACAUGUCAAUCUAACAAUGUUAGGAGCCAUGCAGGUUUCUAAGUAUGGUGACCUGGCCAACUGGAUGAUACCUGGGAAAAUGGUGAAAGGAAUGGGAGGAGCUAUGGAUUUAGUGUCCAGUUCCAAAACCAAAGUGGUGGUCACCAUGGAGCACUCCGCAAAGGGAAAUGCUCAUAAAAUCAUGGAGAAAUGUACAUUACCACUGACGGGCAAACAGUGUGUCAACCGCAUCAUUACAGAAAAGGGUGUGUUUGACGUGGACAAGAAAAACGGGUUGACACUGAUCGAGCUCUGGAAAGGCCUGACUGUUGAUGACAUCAAGAAAAGCACAGGCUGUGACUUUGCAGUUUCACCAAACCUCAUGCCAAUGCAGCAGAUUUCAACCUGAAGCAUCCACUGGACAUUUGUCCCAGGCUGCCAAGAUUGCAUUUUCAACACAUAGGAUUUAAACGGAAGGAUAUCAGUAAUCAACAGAAGUUUCGGCUAGUUUACUUCUAGUAUUUCUGGAUUUGUGCAGCCAUAGACGUUGUUCUCUCCAGCGUGAUAUAUCAUUUCCAUGAAAGGAAAAAAAAAAAAAAAGGAAAACAUUUCAUUGUGGUCUUGCUUCAUGAGUGCUAAGAAGGUUGUCUUUAUCAUUGUUGCUCACAGUGGAUAUAUGCUCAUCUUUUAUGCUAUAUAUAUUAAACCUUGACUUAGCCCUGAAGGUGAAUUUUCAUGUGCAUUGGUGAUUAGGUAGAAUAAUUUUCUAAUGACUAUGUAUCUUUUACCUUCCUCUUUUUUUGAGAGAUGCCAGUUGUGUUUGCUUUCUUAGAACGUCCACCUUCCCUCCACACUUCUUAUAGCUAAGUAGAUACUCAAAAAGGCCAACAGUAAUGUCGCUGUGAAAAGUAGAAGAAAGGACAAGGCAUAUGCUCUGCCGGUGCUGACAUCCCACCAGAUGUUGCCUUUAAAGACAACCAACCGUCUACCUGUGGUGUGCUACACCUUUGUAUUCUGAAGACUGUGUUUUUGGCAUUGAGCCCCAAUGUUUGCUUAUACAACAUCUCUUGAGCAAAAAAGAACCAUGGGCAAUUGAUCAAUCAUGAGCCCUGAAUUAUAGUGACAGCAGUAUUUAACGAGAUGCUAGUCCAAGAUAUCUCCCUUUUAGGCCCUCCAUUCUGCUCAGCAAAGAGUGUAAACACUGAAUUACUUUUUCUACACUACAGCGGUAUUCUUCAUAGGCUAGUUCUCUUCACAAAGGGCUACUGCUUUAGCCUUAUCUGUGCCGGGGAAAUGAUGGAAAAGCUCAGAUGUGAGUGGCUAGCAGACUUUCCGAGGCAGAGUAAACGCAGUGGGUUGCAUUCAUCAGGGAGGCUUCCUUAGAAGUAGCCACAAUACAGUUGCCAGGGCGGGGCAUCACUCCAGAUGCUCCCUUGCCUGGUAUCAGAUGUCUGAAAACUUAGGUACCCUGAAGCCGACUGGACACAGCUAAUGUCAGCACAGUGAAACGUAACGUCCUUCUGGCACUAAUGAUAGGAAUUUAUGCACGUCUUAGGUGAUGGUUGUCACUGGUAAUCACUCAUCAAGCAUAACCACAGCUGACUUGCACACAGUGUAAAGGGGAGAUAGGCUUUUCCUCCAUAGUCCACUCUCUAUGUAGUCAUCCUUAGUGGAUGGCCACAUGGCUGAAAGCAUCCUCUGCCAGGGUUGGUAAGAAGACCCCAUCUUAGAUGGGACAAGGCCCAGAAGAGUACGUAUGUCAAUGUUAGAGUACACAUUUGAGAAAUUGUCUUCUUGUAGAUAUUGAUAUGUCUUCAGAUGCACUUGCUCAUCAUUCCAGUCUGUUACUUUAAGGCAAGAGGCUUCUAAGAAUGUCUUGAACUUCAAAGCCUGAGUAGACAACUUUCAAAGAGUGCCAUGAUAUUUUUAAGAAAAAAACGUGUUAAGUGAUACAAUAAAAAUUGCAGGUUGACAGAGA
This is a messenger RNA of Mus pahari (shrew mouse), 3461 nucleotides long. It is a transcript of the gene Oxct1, whose product is annotated as 3-oxoacid CoA-transferase 1. Gene Ontology annotation, biological process: ketone body catabolic process. The record is from RefSeq and is a predicted model, not a curated record. The coding region runs from base 330 to 1892 and encodes 520 amino acids. The transcript has 17 exons. Gene Ontology annotation, cellular component: mitochondrion. NCBI's taxonomy places the organism in Eukaryota, Metazoa, Chordata, Mammalia, Rodentia, Muridae. Gene Ontology annotation, molecular function: succinyl-CoA:3-oxo-acid CoA-transferase activity.